CUCUCCUCGGCUUCCAUAGACAGCGUGGAUGUCAAUGACAUUCACCUACUGAGCUUUUUUGUAUAAGUACUCACGCGUGGAUACUAGUAAGAUGUCAUUAAGCUUUUUAUUCAGGUCUCUCAGUAAAGAUGUGGCAAAGGUCAGCAGUCACACUUUGCACUCAGCAUGCCAUCCUCUUCUGGCGGCUGACAAGAGCCUCCUGGUCAAAUUGAGAAAAAGCACUGGGUACACCUUUAUAAACUGCAAGAAAGCGCUGGAGACGUUUGACAAUGACAUAGCACAGGCGGAGGCUUGGCUGCACGAACAGGCGCAGAAGGAAGGCUGGAGCAAAGCAAACAAGCUGGAGGGUCGCAAAGCCAAGGAGGGCCUCAUUGGUGUCUUUGUGAGAGAUCAAGUUGCCGUCAUGGUGGAGGUCAACUGCGAGACAGACUUUGUUGCCCGCAAUGAGAAGUUCCAGCAGCUGGUGAAAGAUGUCACCUUCUCCACCUUAGCUCACCACCAAAAUAAAAGCCAAAGUCACACAGGAUACAUGAAGAGUCUCCUGGUGUCCGAGGAACUGAGCAAACUGAACGUGUCGGAUGGAGCCACCCUUGCUGAUCAGGUGGCUUUAAGCAUAGGUCGCCUGGGUGAGAACAUGUCAGUGAGGCGGGCAGUGACCGUAAGCGUCCCCACUGAAUGGAACAUUGGCUCAUACGUUCAUGGCGGAGUGGCGGGCCAGACCGAGGUGGCCAUGGGACGCUACGGCGCACUGGUUGUGUUCCAGGGCGGACAAGAAGAAGAACAGCAAAGUUUGGGUCGCAAACUGGGACAGCACAUUGUGGGAGAGGCGCCCUCGUCCCUUGGGAACAUGGAUGACCUGCCGUGCGGUGAAAGCGAGACGCGCCUCCUGCCUCAGACCUUCCUGGGAGACCCCAGCAGGACUGUGGCCCAGUUUCUCAAAGGUCAGCAGGCCCGAGUGCUGGACUUUGUCAGGUUUCACUGUGGGGAGAGCGCUGGUGAGGAAACAAAGUGAUGAAAUAGUUUUCAUGUCACAAUGAAAUGCUCAUUUCUUUUUUAAUAAUCUAUUACAAAAUCCAGUCUUAUGUAAAAUGCAUUUAAUUUGGAUGGAUGGAUGGAUGGAUGGAUGGAUGGAUGGAUAUUAAUGACGAUAUAUAAUGACGAAACAACAAGCUACUUGCCCAGUACAUUCAAAAAUAAGAGAAAACCAAAAUUAGUUUUCCACAUACUUUUAUUUUUUUUCCCCUUAACAUUGUGGAAUUAAAACUUCUUCAGAUUUUAGAAUCCAAACUGCCAGAUUGAUCACGCAUUGAAGACAAGAGUCACUGAGGACAUUUUGGAAUGAUCAAUGCAAGAGCUGCUUCCUUCAGUCGAGUGAAAACAUAUAGGAACUGAACAAACACAUUCUGUAAACACUGUUUUUCUUAUCACAAUGUCAACGCGAUGGAGUCAUAACACAGACGUCGGUAACUUUACUCACAGCGCUGGUGAGAUGUGAAAUACUGACAAAACAUGAGUUACACUUUAAGACGCACACACACACACACACCCACACACACACAAUGGUACUGGAAAUAAAACUGCAUGGUUGUAAGAAAGUUUACAGAUUUUCAAGGCAUGCCUUCACACACGUCCUCACAAUCACACAAAGGUUAGUUAGAGGCUACAAAGGUAACAAUACUCCGUUACAAUGUCGAUAUCAAAGAAAUACGAUGGAAAAACAGUAAAAAAUAUAAAAUUCGAUUGGAUAAAAAGUGAGGAUAUUGUUGCAGAUAUCAAAGCACACAAUUCUUCUUUUGUCUUUUUUUUUUUUUCUUCCUUCAUUUUGUAACUUCAAACGAACCGGUUAAAUCCUCUUCAUUUCCACAAACAACAACAAUAAAACUCACUGAAUAAAUGUGAGAUAAAAUGAUUUAAAAAAACAAAAAAAAAACAUUUUGGUUUAGCAAUAGACACAAAUGUUGAAAAAAUUGCGGUGGCUGCUUCAUUCAUUCCUUUCAGACAGCACUACAGUACAUUCCUCACAAUUCAAAACAUCAUUCUUACUCUCCAAGUGCUGGAACGUUAUUAUUAAAGUACUUAGAAGUUAUUUCCUUGUUGUCAGAAAUAACUGGCGGGGAACGCUGUCAGUAUUUGCAAUCAGUUCUCAUAUACUAUGGGAAUUGUAACAGAAGAUCCGGUUUACAGUACGUUGUUUCAAAUGGCAUCCAGACUAUGUUCAGUCAACAUUUCAGUCUUCACGUAAUUGACACAAGAGUUCCAAUCAAUCCUUCAGAAAAGGCAUUUAAGACCGUAAAAGGGUUACAUAAGUGCUUAAGUUCAAUUUCAUGGAUGCUUCAAGUCUUAAAACGAGACCCAAUGAAAGAUUAAAAGUGCAUUCUUUUUCAUAACAUACUGUAAAUGUCAAUUAGUACCGACGAUGGGACUGAAGAGACAUCGGAAUGAUUCGAGAUUAAAUUAGGACUCUUAAAAAAAGUAAAAGCAACAGGAUGACUCUUCGUUUCCUCCAGCAUAAACAUGUCAAGACCCUCAAAGUUCACCAGAAAUGUCAAACCGUGUAGUGUGUAAACUGGUCAUCUGAAUUUUCUUGAUCCAAAUUAAAAAGCUUGUCUUUCA
Messenger RNA from Syngnathus typhle (broad-nosed pipefish), 2613 nucleotides. RefSeq names its product Ts translation elongation factor, mitochondrial (gene tsfm). The record is from RefSeq and is a predicted model, not a curated record. Gene Ontology annotation, molecular function: protein binding; translation elongation factor activity. Gene Ontology annotation, cellular component: mitochondrial matrix. NCBI's taxonomy places the organism in Eukaryota, Metazoa, Chordata, Actinopteri, Syngnathiformes, Syngnathidae. The transcript is spliced from 6 exons. The coding region runs from base 92 to 1012 and encodes 306 amino acids. Gene Ontology annotation, biological process: mitochondrial translational elongation.